AUGGCCAAAGCCUCUGUUGUGUUGAGUUUUCACGAGAUACUUCUGCAUAGAUCAGAUAUUGCUCUACUCGAGGGCCCCUUCUGGCUCAAUGACACUAUUAUAUCAUUUUACUUUGAAUAUCUUGAAAAAGUACUGUUUAGUGAUGCAAGAGAGUUGCUGUUUGUUUCGCCAGAAGUAACACAAUGUAUAAAAAUGGUGCCAUCAGAAGAAAUUAAGAUUUUCUUAGAGCCCCUCGGCAUUGGCAGCAAGAAGUUUAUGUUCUUUGCCCUGAAUGAUAAUGACUCCCCGGACAUGGCGGGUGGCUCUCACUGGAGUCUGCUUGUGUAUUCGAGGCCGGAGUCUUGCUUCUUCCACAUGGACUCUUCAUCAGGGAGCAAUCACAGUGUGGCCUGGGACUUUGCAAGCCAUUUGAUUACAUACUUUUCAAGAGGAGCUUCAAUAAAUUUUGUAAAUAAGGACUGCCUGCAACAGAGCAACGGCUAUGAUUGUGGCAUACAUGUCAUCUGCAAUACUGAGAGACUUGGAGAUUAUGCCCGCAGACAUGGCAAGAUUGGCUCAUGUGACCUACUUGUUAAAAUCAAUCCUAGCUCCAAGAGGAGAGAUCUUCUUCAAAUCAUUGAAUCUCUAUCUAGUUCUUAG
Plutella xylostella (diamondback moth) is the source of this 639-nucleotide messenger RNA. RefSeq names its product sentrin-specific protease 8. Gene Ontology annotation, molecular function: deNEDDylase activity; cysteine-type peptidase activity. Gene Ontology annotation, biological process: protein deneddylation; proteolysis. The record is from RefSeq and is a predicted model, not a curated record. Lineage: Eukaryota; Metazoa; Arthropoda; Insecta; Lepidoptera; Plutellidae.